Bolinopsis microptera is the source of this 1451-nucleotide messenger RNA. RefSeq lists its product as uncharacterized. NCBI's taxonomy places the organism in Eukaryota, Metazoa, Ctenophora, Tentaculata, Lobata, Bolinopsidae. The record is from RefSeq and is a predicted model, not a curated record. The transcript has 5 exons. The coding region runs from base 10 to 816 and encodes 268 amino acids.
UUUCAACCAAUGUUUGCCUCAAAAACUGUUAUAAACCUUGACAUGACGAGUGAUCUUGUUGAUCACGUUGAUAAAGAUAUAAUGAAGUACGCGGACAACUUCAUCUCCACGCCCGGUACCAUCUCAACUCCUCACAGCCCACAAUUUGUGCAAUCUGACCAGCUGUCAAGUGGUUGUAGCAGUCUAGAUGGUGCAGUGACGAGCUCAACUCCUGAAAAAGCAGCUCCAGAGUGUGAAGCCAGUACACCUAUUAUCAAGAUUCCGAGUGGUUGCCAGGGGAAUAGAACAUAUCAUACCAUCCAACCCUGUUACACAUCCUCCCCUAAACCUAUUAAUUUAAGUCCUGGUUCUGGAAACAGUCUCCACCCCUUGUCCCCACCACUCACCCCAGUAUUGGCUGCUAAGCUGUCAGCUCCCAACUUUGUCCGACCUCCCCCUCCUCCACAACCUCCGUCCAUGCUGUAUUCUCUCUACGGGAUGGGGCAGAUCAGUGAGGAUAACAACACAGCAGCUGAUAAACCGAGCAGGAGUAGCUGGGGUGAAAACACUUCCUCCCCUGCAGUAACCCAUGUUCCUCUCGGCAGCUUGUACGCUUUACCUCCUCGUAUCCUAUAUCCUGGCUACCAGUUUCAGUGGUCGACUGAAUUGCCGAGUCUGACCCCUUACCCCCUCUCAACACCCGCUCUCCAGCAACCCGACAUAUACCUCCAACCACCGGCCCCUCUUAGUCCCUCCACCGCUCAAGGCUCACCGGUCCAGGGACACGACAUGUACUUCUCUCAACCGUCAAGUUAUUUUAACAACGGUAACUUUUAGAUCACUUGUAAGAAUUUGGUAGAACUUUCCGGAUUACCCUCGUGAUAAUUUGCGUUCUAGAGUAAGUUUUUUAGUGGAGGGGUCGAAUUUGUUGUUGAACCACUUCUGAUUAGAUUCAUUUGGUUUUAUACGAUCGUCUUUAAUUUGUAUCCCCUCAUGACUUGUUAAGUUAGGAAUGUUUUAAUUUAUUUAGGCAAUUUUUUGACUUUAGUCGCCUAAUUUUAUAUCAUUUUAUAAUAUCUUCGAUAUUUUAUCAAAUUUUUAGCUAUUGUUUUUUGUCGGUGGUCGACCGGUUUGUUUGUGAUUUCAUGUAGAAUGUAGAUGUAGACUGACGAUUUGCUUACUCUUUUAGCAUUGUUAACGACAAUUUAUAGUUUAGUGAUCAUUUUCAUGUAUCAUGAGGGAUAGUUGUUUUAUCUUUCGAUAUAGAAACGUAUAUGCUGAAAUCGAUCAUAUUAUGAGAAAUUCCAUUUCCAAUUGUUUUUGACUAAUGACCGAAUUAAAUGUAAUUUUUAGCACCUUAUUUUUGGUUUUUAGAGAUUUGAUUUAUUGAUCAGAUUUUUUAUACAUUUAUAGAUUUUUUAUUCUCGAUUUUUUAAUAAUGAUAUGUUAAUAAUAAGUUCUAUAAUGGAUUU